AGCUGGGAUCGGGCGAAGGCGCAGCGGGUGGUGGGCUCGCCGCUUGCACGGGGCGGCCAGUUCGACUCCAGCGUUUGGGCCGUGAACCCGCUGGCGCUGACUCUGGGGCUAGCCCGGGCAGCGGAGAGCUGUGGCGCGCGAGUGUUCGAGGGGACAGAAGCCACGGGGCUGGAGCAAGGCGCAGACGGGAGGUGGACCGUGGCGACGGCGGGGGGUGGCGCGGUGGUGUGCGACGAGGUGGUCCUCUGUGGCUCAGCGCACCUACGCCAUGGCCUCUCGCGCCGCUUGGCGGUCGCCACGGUGCCUGUCUUUACGUGGAUGGUGGCCACGGAGCCGCUCAACUCCGCGCAGCGUAAAUCCAUCAACGGGGGCUGCCUAGAGGAUACGCCGACGGUAUGUAACGACCUGGUGUCCCUCAACUAUUGGCGAUUCAUGCCAGAUGGAAGGCUACUCUUCGGGGGCUUGGCCCAUGCGUUCCCGCUAUCCCUCGAACGCGUGGAGAGUAAGCUUCGUGGCCAGAUGGAGGAACACUACCCCCAGUUGAAGGGCAUUGGGAUCGAGCACGUCUGGGGCGGAACGCUGUCGUUCGCGAUGCACGCCUGCCCGAUCGUCGGCCGCGAUGGCGCGACUGGCCCCUGGUUCGCCGCGGGCUUCGGCGGCCAUGGCAUCGUACCGACGUGCAUGGCCGGCGAGCUCAUCGCUAGCGGAAUCGCCGAGGGGGACGAGCGCUGGAGGCUGCUGCAGCAGACCCUCCCGCCGUCCUUCGUGUUCUGGCCGUUCUCCAGGCUCGGGGCGGAGAGCUGGUGUUGCGCUUCUUCCAGGCGCUGGACCGCCUCCGGCUGGCGGGGGCCCCGCUGCCGGAGUGGCUGCUGCCCCAGAGGCCGUGGUGAGCGGCGAGGGCGGCCCGCGAGUGCUCCCGCACCGCGCAGCGCUGCCGCCUCGCGCUCGCGCCCCCCGGGCCUCCA
Molecule: messenger RNA, 965 nt
Organism: Prorocentrum cordatum
Lineage: Eukaryota; Dinophyceae; Prorocentrales; Prorocentraceae
Source: the annotation of a GenBank genome assembly